AUGGCCUCAACAGGCGUCGAUUUCGCCCGCGAUGGCUAUGCGCAAACGGACACGCCGCCGCGCCUGGUGGACGAAGAGAAAGAGUCGUAUAUGGAGCGCCGCCGAUCAACCGGCUCGUUCAUGAAGGGCGACGCGACGCACCGGAAACUCAAACCGCGACAUAUUCAGCUGAUUGGUAUUGGUGGUACAAUUGGCACGGCGCUGUAUGUGCAGAUUGGACGUGGAUUGCUCAAUGGAGGUCCUGCGAGUUUGUUCUUGGCCUUUACCAUCUGGUGCUCGGUCAUCUUAGCGGUAACAGUUAGUAUGGCUGAGAUGGUUACUUAUUUACCCAUCUCGUCGCCAUUCAUCCGUUUCGCUGGUCGCUAUGUCGACGAUGCAUUCGGCGUAGCUGCUGGAUGGAACUUCUUCGUUUUCGAAGCGGCACUAGUCCCUUUCGAAAUCGUCGCAUGUAACGUCAUCAUCCACUACUGGAGCGACGUCGUUCCAGCGGGUGGUAUCAUCGCUAUCGUCCUAGUGCUAUACGCUCUCAUCAACGUCAUGGCAGUUCAGUGGUACGGAGAGACUGAAUUCUGGGCCGCGCUCGGCAAAGUCCUCUUGAUUAUCGGCCUCAUCAUAUUCACCUUCAUUGCCAUGUUGGGCGGCAAUCCAUUAGGCGAUCGAUACGGCUUCCGAUACUGGAAAAACCCAGGUUCCUUCGCUGAGCUCUACUACACCGGCGACCUCGGCCGCUUCCUUGGUUUCCUGCAAUGCCUGAUCCAAGCCUCCUUUACGAUCGCUGGGCCGGACUACGUCUCUAUGGCGGCUGGCGAGGCAAUCAAUCCGCGCGUUGUCAUGCCGAAGGCAUACAACGCCGUCUUCUACCGUCUUACCACAUUUUUCAUCCUCGGCUCGCUUUGCGUAGGCAUCAACGUUCCCUACAAUGACCCGACCCUGAUAGCCGCGUUCGAGAAUGGGGAGCCCGGCGCUGCAGCCUCGCCUUACGUCGUCGCUAUGAACAGACUCCAGAUUAGUGUUCUGCCGCACAUCGUCAACGCGCUCGUGCUUGCUUCUGCCUUCUCAGCUGGCAACAGCUACGUCUACUGCGCAUCACGUUCGCUCUUCGGCCUCGCGCUCGAGGGCAAAGCGCCCAAAUUCUUCACGCGCUGCACUCGGAACGGCGUCCCAAUCUACUGCGUCGCCUUCGUCCUUCUAAUUGCGCUCCUAUCCUUCCUCCAGCUGUCCGAGAACUCGGCCGUUGUGUUGCAGUGGUUCGUCAGCCUCGUUACCGCCAGCCAGCUGAUCAAUUUUACCGUCAUGUGCUACACCUUCAUCCGGUUCAAGAAGGCUUGCGAGGCCCAAGGCCUUGACAGGAAGACGUUGCCCUUCGUGGGCUUCUGGCAGCCCUAUAUUGCUUAUUACGGUCUUGUCGCUUGCUUUGUCAUGACUUUCGUGGGCGGCUAUGGCGUCUUCCUUCCUGGUCAAUGGGACGUGCCUACCUUCUUAUUCUCAUACACUAUGGUCGCUGUCUUCCCGAUCCUCUUCGUCAUCUGGAAGAUACUCAAGAAGACCAAAUUCCGGGCGCCGCACGAAGUCGAUCUCUACGAGGAUCUCGAGGAGAUCGAGGAGUACACUAGGAACUAUGUCCCGACGCCGCCAAAGUAA
This is a messenger RNA of Coniosporium apollinis CBS 100218, 1641 nucleotides long. RefSeq lists its product as uncharacterized. Gene Ontology annotation, cellular component: membrane. Lineage: Eukaryota; Fungi; Ascomycota; Dothideomycetes. The transcript has 5 exons. Gene Ontology annotation, molecular function: amino acid transmembrane transporter activity. Gene Ontology annotation, biological process: amino acid transmembrane transport. The record is from RefSeq and is a predicted model, not a curated record. The coding region runs from base 1 to 1641 and encodes 546 amino acids.